AUGCAGGUCAUUGCCGGCUUGCUAGCUGUUUUGGCAAUGUUGGCCCUUCUUCUUUGCACGAUUGUUUAUGUCCUCAGGGAGCACAGGAACAGGUCGAAGGUGAGUUCGGGCGCACCGACUCCAAACGCCAAGGCCGAAGCGAGACCGAAGCAUGAGGAUUCGAAGAGGACCGAGCAGGAAAGGGCUCUUCGUGCUCAGGCGCCUGAGGCCAAGGCGGUAGAGCUAUCUUCAAUGACUUCAAGCGUUGGGCUCGCUGACUUGAACAGACUAUCUUUCAAGUCUCACAGGUCUUCCGGCACCCACGACCAGGAGGAUUCCCUUUCUACGUCUGGGAACUAUUUGGGCAAGCUCUGGUCAGAUGAUGGGUCCGUGUCGAAACAGUCCGUCCUGAAACAGGGGGUGGACUCCAUGGACUCGGACAUGUUUGUCGAGGGGCUGAUGUCUGACAAGUCAUUGAAGCAAGUUGUCUUUGGCGAGAUGCCAAUCAGAAGCAGUCGUGGUCGGUGGAGGCCACUCUUUCCCAGCCUUUCCGAGUCUUCGUACAGCCCUUCGGCCUCCAUGAGCUGCAGUGUUGCAUCUGUACGAAAACUCGGCAGUUCACAGAAGUUUUUUUUCGAAUCGGAGGAAGAUGCCCAGCGGAGCUUAGCGCUAGACAUCAGAAGUCACAGCCAGCAUCUGGCUGUGCAGACGGCUCCACAGCUGGAUCGAUCAGCAUCUCCGUGCCUAUCCAUGGGGAGUCAAAAGAGCCACCUGUCUGUUCCAGAGGCCAAG
Symbiodinium necroappetens is the source of this 771-nucleotide messenger RNA. Lineage: Eukaryota; Dinophyceae; Suessiales; Symbiodiniaceae. The record is from the annotation of a GenBank genome assembly.